Molecule: messenger RNA, 1889 nt
Organism: Thalassophryne amazonica
Lineage: Eukaryota; Metazoa; Chordata; Actinopteri; Batrachoidiformes; Batrachoididae
Product: transmembrane protein 198-like
Exons: 5
Coding region: 314-1324 (336 amino acids)
Cellular component (GO): plasma membrane
Source: RefSeq, a predicted model, not a curated record
GCCUGAUGGUGUCGCUGGGGGCAGAUGGUCGCUCUGUUAGCGUCAGCUGUUCACAGGAGCACAGAUGAGGGACUUACUGUGUCAGACACACACUCGCGCCUGACCAACCAGUCACUGCUUCUGAAUGAGAUAAUGUUUAUCUGAAGAUAUGCCUCAUUCCAGGUGCACAACAGGAAAUGAUUUAGUGCAAAUUCUUCCUUCAGGAUUUUCCUCUUUGUCUGGACAACACAUGCAGAACAUUCCAGCAUCCUCCUCCCUUCAGUGAAGACACCAUCCAGACCAAAAACACAAUAACAGGGAUAAUAACUCCACAAUGGCGGUGACUUCCCUCUAUGUGACUGAGGAGCCGCGAGCCGCUGCAGCCGAAGUGGACAUUUGUACAUUAGAGAUUACUAAGAAGUAUGAAGUCAUCCCAUCUACUGUCUGCUCUGUGUGUCUCACGUUAGGCCUCGUGUACUGCUUAUUCGGAUAUCACUGCUUGAAAAUGGUGAUGUUCUUCUCUGGUUUUGUGCCUGGAUCAGCUGCACUGUUCCUGUUGUACCACAAGGAGCCUGUGCUGGAUGCACAGCUGGGCCCAGAGGCAAUGGCAGGGAUCGGCCUGGGGGUGGGUGUGCUCUGUGGGUUGAUGACUAUGCUUGUGUCCACUAUGGGGCUCCUUCUCAGCGGCCUGCAGUUGGGGUGCCUACUCUCCCUUCACUUCCUGGUGGUUCUGGGACAGUUUUACAGCCUUACCCCAGUGUGGCUGCCUCUCAGUGCCGUUCUGGCUGCCAGCAUCCUGACUGCUGUUUUUACACUUCAGUGGCAGAAAUUGUUCACCAUCAUCUCCACAUCUGUUUUUGGAGCAGCGACUGUGAUGCUGUGUAUGGAUUACCUUUUGGGAACAUUUAUGUUGCCAGAUCAAGUGUAUGAAAUGUUUCGCCAAGUUGCACCGCGCCCAAUGUGUUGGUUCAACUGGGUGAUCACUGCCAUCUCUCCUGUUAUGACCCUGAUGGGCGUGUUGGUGCAGUGGAAGUUUACAGCAAAUGGAGCAUCAUCACACACAGAAGUUGCAAACAAAAAGCAGAAGAAACAUGUGAAGCAACACAGAUAUAAGGAGGAAAGAAGCAGACGUCAACCUUAUCAGCGACGGCGGCCUCCACUCCUGAAACGCUACGCUGGAGAUGUUUUAGCCCCGAGUUAUCUCCAGAGCCUUCGGGAGCAUCAGACAGGAACAGGGUCCUCCACCAGCAGCAUCAGCACCAUCACACAUACUGGAACUGACUUGGACUUUGAGACGGGCUCCAUGGUGCCCUUGACCCCCGCCUCGCCUGCCUUUAGGGUUUGAAUGAACACAGCAUCAACUAACUGUAAAGGGCACAUCUUGAUGAAACGUUUGACAUAUCUGACAAUCACAACAUUUGAAAGCCAAACCAGCUUCAUGAGUAAUUUAUUACAUGUAGAUUUGAGAUGAGUGGACAUUAUCAGUGAAGGAUGGAAGAGAAAAUAACAUUAUCAGCAGUGAGCACAGCAUUGUCUGUGUCAGACUACACAAAUGCAGGAAUAACAUGUAAAUACAUAAUUUACAGCAUGUUUCCAUCUAUGGCAGAAAAUUGCUGUACAUAACUUUGGAAAUAAGAACUUUACUGGUCUGCACCUAUGUGGUGGUAGAGUGAGUCACUUCCUCGGUUACUGCACAACAGUUUUGAAGAUCCAGAUUAUUUUUGCACAUGGAAAAAUAAAUGAAUGAUAUUUAGUUUAGGAGAGAAUGCAGAACAAUGAGCGCAUUUCACUGCAUUAUUACAGUUUAUUUCACUGAUGCUUAAGUAUUGUCAUCUAAACGUCCUCUUAAUGUUUGAGGAAUCGAUGAAUGAUUGAAAAAGGUUUCUUUUCUAAAUUAUGUGUGCAUGAAU